Molecule: messenger RNA, 2252 nt
Organism: Carassius auratus (goldfish)
Lineage: Eukaryota; Metazoa; Chordata; Actinopteri; Cypriniformes; Cyprinidae
Product: rab-like protein 2A
Exons: 9
Coding region: 208-870 (220 amino acids)
Molecular function (GO): GTPase activity; GTP binding
Source: RefSeq, a predicted model, not a curated record
ACAGCUCGAGCUUGGGUCCUAGCGUUGCAUAGAGACGCGUUGUUGUCGUGCAUGUUCAGUAAAUUUUCUGGACCCAAACCGAGAAUUUUCUUCACUAAAUAGCGAUGUGUUCGUCGAUAAUCCAACAUAAAGCAGCAGCAGCAGCGGCUGUCAUCAUCAUCAUCUAAUCCCGCGGGUUUAAGCGGCUCUGGUUAAACUGUUCUCACGAUGGACGCACGAGGCGUCUCUGAUCUGGACCUGGACAAAUAUGACGCUGAUGAGCAGCUCAAGAUCAUCUGCCUCGGAGACAGCGCUGUGGGCAAAUCCAAGCUUAUGGAGCGAUUCCUUGUGGAUGGAUAUCGUCCUCAGCAGCUCUCCACAUACGCCCUGACUCUCUACAAAUACACCACCACCAUCAGUGGACAGACUGUCCUGGUUGAUUUCUGGGAUACUGCAGGACAGGAACGAUUUCGAAGCAUGCACCCGUCUUACUACCAUAAAGCACAUGCUUGUAUCAUGGUGUUUGAUGUCCAGAGGAAAAUCACGUAUAAGAAUCUCCCAAUUUGGUACAAAGAACUGCGAGAGUACCGGCCAGAGAUUCCCUGUCUAGUGGUUGCUAACAAGAUCGACGCUGACACGAAGGUCACCCAGAAGAAUUUCAACUUUGCUAAGAAACAAGGUCUGCCCUUCUACUUUGUAUCUGCUGCUGAUGGGACCAAUGUUGUCAAGGUGUUUAAAGAUGCCAUUCAGAUGGCUCUGUCCUACAAGAGGAACUCCAACGACUUUAUGGAUGAAGUCAUGAGGGAGCUAGAGAACUUUGAUUUAGACCGUAAAGUAGAAUCAUCUGAUAAAGACGAGGAGACGCAAGAGGGCAAAGCGGACUCGGCGUGAUCACGUCACACUCUCUCAUCGUCUUUCUCCGCUGCUCCUGCACUUGUACUGACGAGUUCCUCAGUUCAUGGCUGUCCUCCCACCAACUCAACCUCACACCUCUCAAAGUGCGUGUCUGUUCAUGAAAUAAAUUCUGAUUCUGUGAAUGUACAGCUGAUAACAGAAUCACAAUGCACUCUGAACUCCGAUUUGAUACAAAUUGGGCAGCAUGCAGAUUUAGUAAAAAUCAGCCCUCUAAAGAGACUGUCUGGAAUGUGAAGAUUUGUGCUAACAUGAAAUAUUUUUCAACAUAUGUAUUUUUUAAGUGUAAUAUUUACAAGUUGCACAUUUCAAGUAACAAUUUGUAAUGCUCACCAGUUGAUGAUAAACAUCUGGAUCUUUGUGCAAGGGUAACUGAUAUUACUGUAUUUUAAACUUCCAUGCUCCCUUAAAAUUUUACAUUAAUAUUAAUGUAUAUGUCCACCUUCUUCGCCAACUAAACAGAUUUUUAUAUUAAAGCGAUUUGUUGCAAGCAUAUCUGAGCGCAGGAUUAGACGUUCCUCAGGAAUGGAUGAGAGGACAGCCAUGACACACACUCAGUGAAGCAGAUGAAUGUGAAAACCAGAAGAUGAUCACUGACUAUUACAAACGGCCAGGUCACAGUUCAGGCUGUUCGAUGAUAAACUUGAUAAUGUGCAGCUUUCAGGCUUUGGGAAAGCAUUCAUGUGCCACGUCCACAUGCAGCUGUCUGAUCUGUUCAGUGAAACUGUGGAAGUAAAGGAGUGAAUCUCGUGAAAUGUCUAAAACAUGCUUGUCAAGUUACAACGAAAUCAAAACACAAUCCCUCUCAUUAUUAUUAUUUUUUUAUUUUAAUGUUUUAAAGUAUUUGUUUAUCAUAGUUGUUUUUUCUAAAGAAUGUAAUUUAUGAUGAUUUAAAAUAAUCAAAAUUAUGUUUAUAUAGUUGUUGUCAUGCAUAAUUGUCAUAAAAAUGCUAAAAUCUUCCUAAAAAAAGAUCAUGCUAAAAUAGACACAUUUAGGCCGUUUUCUUAUAUUCGGAGUAAAGCGUGACCCAGAUAUUUCUUCAUGAGUUUCCCCUUUAGAGACAAGAAAUAAUUAUUACUGUAAAGAGCACUUAUUAAUAUUGCACAAACUGUGAAGUUUUUUUUUUUUUUUUAGAUUAUUGCUAAAAAAAUGUGUUUUGCGAUGUCUUGCACAAGUGCUUUAUAUAUGGAACAUGCACCCAUGUUGGUGAAUUCAAAUAGAAGCCGCUUUGUACUCCAUAUGAAUGUGUGUAUCUGAACUGGAUACAACUUUUACGUCAUUAGAAACAUGUUCUGGUGUUGUUAUGUACCUUAUUUCUGUGAGCAGAAUGUGGUUCAUAUUAAAGAUCUUACAUAUGGCAU